AUGUCUUCGAGUCCUAGCGAUCACGAAAUGAGUGAUUCCUCCAGCUCUGGAACAUCUUACAUGAGAUAUUCUCCUUACAAUUCUCCAUCGCAACAAGUGCCACAAUUGACCACAGAUUUAACUGAACUGUCUUGUGCAGACAAUAGAAGGCAGUUUCUAGUCGGUAUGCAACCGAUGUUGCAAAUUAUUGAGCAGCCUCAGAAUCACUUUCGGUUCCGAUAUGUCAGUGAGAUGAUCGGAACGCAUGGGUGCCUUCUCGGCAAAUCCUAUGGCACCAAUAAAACGAAAACACAUCCAACUGUCGAGCUGAGGAAUUACGCUGGGCAGGCUUUAAUAAGAUGUAGUUUGGCCCAACACAACAAUACAGAAGAGCAUCCUCACAAACUUUUAGAAGAUGAACAAGAUCGGGAUGUCAGUCAACUUGUGCCUGAACAAGGGAGCUAUAAAGUGGCGUUCGGUGGUAUUGGUAUAAUACAUACGGCCAAGAAAGACGUACCAGCACUUCUUUUGAAGAAACUUACAGAGACAAAUAGAAAUCCUAACGUCAAUAUUAGAGAUCUACAAACAAGGUGUGAAAACAUGGCGAAAACAAUUAAUUUAAACAUAGUUCGGCUGAAAUUCAGUGCACACGAUGUCCAUACCGGUGAGGAGAUUUGCGCUCCGGUGUUUUCUGAACCCAUACACAAUAUGAAGAGCGCAGCGACUAACGACUUGAAGAUAUGCCGCAUCAGCCGCACUUCUGGCAGCGCGUCCGGUGGGGAAGAUAUCUUCAUAUUAGUGGAGAAGGUGAAUAAAAAGAACAUUAUGGUUCGCUUUUUUGAGGUGGAUGAGACUGGGGAGCGGAUUUGGGAAGGGGUCGGUCAGUUCAUGCAAAGCGAUGUGCAUCACCAGUACGCCAUCGUGUUCAGGACUCCUCCUUAUAAGGAUCGUAAGACUCCAGAGGAUGUCCAGGUGUACAUAGAACUGGUGAGACCAUCCGACGGUCGCACGAGCGAACCCAAAGAUUUCAAAUACAAAGCAGAACAAGCCUACAAGCAGAUCAAGAAAAGAAAGGUCAAUUCAUCACUCUGUUCCAUUGGUAGUUCUUCAAGUGGAUCAUUGAAGAGCGCUAGUGAUAUUCCUGUAACAGUGGUUAACUAUCAAGAUGAACAAAUUAACCGAGGCAUGUCUGAGGUCCCUGCUGCACCUUUCCCUUCUUAUGUAAUGAAUCAGCACUUAUUCGCAACAUCGCCAGGCCAAUGUGACAUGGGUAGCGCAUUAGCUGCCCCAGGGCCCAGUCAUUCGCCUCUAUCUAGCCCUAUGUGGUCUCAAAUAAAUAGUGUGCUUCGACCUGCUGAUCCGUUAAGCACAGACUUGCAGCUUAACUCUGGAGAUUUUGAAAUAAUGCAAAACAUUGAACCUGAGAGCCGAAAAUUAUCGGAGGGGAUGACUCAAUUUUUUAGUGAAUAUUUGAAAAGCUACAACGAAGAGUUCCCUGGUGAAAAAGCAUUGGAAAGUAUUGAAUUCCGCCCAUCGCCAGCCAUAGUCUCAGACUCCGGUCGAACGGCCCAGAUAAAGCGUGAGGUUGAUACCGAGGAAAAGAGUAGUCAAAAGCUUACAUCUACAAAACUCGCGCUAAGUGAGAAAAUUAAAACUGAAAACAAUGCGGAAUAUAACGCGUUCUAUAAAGCAGAGGACGGCAUCGAAGUUAAAAAGCUGGUUAAAGACUUGUGUGAUAUGAUUAGAGAUAAGAAAGGCUUCAAGAAACAGGAAGUUAGGAGUCGCUUGGGAAGGCUUUUCGACAUACGAUUAUCUAAUGGAGAUACGUUCCUUCACAUGAGUUUGUGUUCAGAUCAGAACUGCCUGGAGUACAUAGUGAAGAUCAUUCACAAUGUAAAAGCGACCCAUCUGCUCGACUGUUCUAACGACAGACAACAGACAACGUUACAUCUGGCAGUCCUCCACGAUAUGCCUAAAAUUGUGUCUUUACUCGUAACUAAAGGCGCCAACCCAAUGUUAAAAGAUGAUCAAGAUAUGAACGCAAUCCACUACGCUGUCAAGUACAAAUCCUGCCUGCAGCCUUUAUUAGAGGCUAUUAAGAAAAAUGACGUGCCUUGCAAUUUGAACGAUUACAAUAACAAAAAGCAGUCAGCGUUGCACAUGGCGGUAAUAGAGGACUCGGCGAACAGCGCUCGGCUGUUGCUGCAACACGGCGCCAGCUACGACGUGCGAGACGACUACGGGAGGACACCCCUACAUCUCGCCGCUUAUGAUGAUUGCCUCCAAGUUACUAAGAUUCUCCUCGAGUUCAUACCAAAUGAGGAUAUCGACGUUACAGACGAUUCGGGCAACACGGCGUUGCAAAUUGUUUGUGGUGGUACUGUUAGAGACAAUACAGUUAUGAUUGCGAGACUGUUGCUUGAUCACAAGGCAAAUCCUAUGAAAACGGAAAAUGGUAACGAUUCAGCUUGGCGAUUGGUGAAGAACAAAUUGGAAUUGAAAGUGGUGCUGUGGGACUAUGUCGCCGGAGAAAUUAUGGACGAGGACGAUAUUAAGUCCGAGCCGGAAGAUGAUUAUGAAUCUGCAGACGAAGGCGAGGCGGGCGAGGAGGGCCUGCAGGCGCUGAGCGCGUACGCGCGCGAGGUGUCGGUGCUGCUGGACGCGGCGGGCGCGUGGCGCGCUCUGGCGCGGCGCCUGCGCCUGGACGCGCUGCUCGACUGGUACGGCACGCAGCCCAGCCCCACGCUCACUCUGCUCAACCAUCUUAAGGAUUCACGCGAUGACAUCACGUCGAAAUCAUUGGCGUUGAUAUUGGAAGACAUAGGACAAUCGAACGCUGCUUUAAUCGUGAGAAGAUACAUUGAAUGA
Arctia plantaginis is the source of this 2847-nucleotide messenger RNA. NCBI's taxonomy places the organism in Eukaryota, Metazoa, Arthropoda, Insecta, Lepidoptera, Erebidae. The record is from the annotation of a GenBank genome assembly.